AUGAAACUAGCAGUGCCGUUGCUAGCUCUAUCAAUAGUUAUUUCGAGUGGUGAAGAAGUGGAAGUGAGACCCAGAAUCGCAGGCGGCCAUAGAGCCAAGAUCUUUACGGUUAUAUAUCUAGUUGGAAUAAUCUACGCCCGAAGUCUAAGAUCGUCAAUUAAAUAUGGUGCCGGGACAUUAAUAUCAACCCAAUGGAUUCUUACGGUCAGAGAAGUUUUAGUUUAUCAAUAUAUUGAGCUCCACCUUGCCUCAAGGCGAUCGUAUAGGGGUUUCGACAUGAAAAGAGUUUACAGACAAAACUUUUACUUUCACCCUGAUAAAAAGAGACCAAUUGCCCUGGUUAAGUGCCCGUUUCAGAAGUUCGACCGUAGAAUUAACAAAAUCCGGAUGCCAGGCUUUUCGCAAGCUCUUAAUCGCUUUACUGGAAAUAUGACCUUGGUAUGCGGCUAUGGAUUUCUUAAGCCAGGCGGCAGGGUUCCGGAAUGGAUGCAGUGCAUACAGGCACCGAUCAUGUCGAACGAGGAAUGCAAGAAGAUAUAUAGAAAAUUGGAAACUUAUCAUAUGUGCACCUCCGGUGAAGGCGGCGUGGGAGCUUGUGAAGGGGACAUAGGCGGUUCAGUGGUCACAAUGGACAAACAACCCAUCUUUGUUGGGAUUAUAUAUAUAAAGACGGACACUUGUCGUGAUCUACCUUCCAUACACAUCCGGGUCAGCGAUCACUUAGAGUGGAUAAGGAAGGUAACCGGUGUGAAAUACUUGUAAGCAACCAUCAUUACACGGUUUAAAUUUAUAUCAAAUGGAAAUCAGAAUGUAUAAGUUAAACAAACUGAUUUGUAACAUCUAAAAAGUUUCGCUAAAGCUAUGAAGUAUACAAACUUAAAAGUCCCUAUUAUCGAUAUUUUGAGAUAAACUCUACACUCUUAGUAAAUCCAGCCUAAAAGUAUGCAGCACAAUUUAAACUUACACACCACUCUAAUACAAUUUGUUCCCUUUGUAAUUUUAUAAUUUAAUGCGAUUUUGGGAUA
This is a messenger RNA of Drosophila eugracilis, 1025 nucleotides long. RefSeq names its product serine protease 1-like. The record is from RefSeq and is a predicted model, not a curated record. Gene Ontology annotation, biological process: proteolysis. NCBI's taxonomy places the organism in Eukaryota, Metazoa, Arthropoda, Insecta, Diptera, Drosophilidae. Gene Ontology annotation, molecular function: serine-type endopeptidase activity. Bases 1 to 762 code for a protein of 253 amino acids. The transcript has 2 exons.